Molecule: messenger RNA, 1596 nt
Organism: Prorocentrum cordatum
Lineage: Eukaryota; Dinophyceae; Prorocentrales; Prorocentraceae
Source: the annotation of a GenBank genome assembly
AUGGUGGCGCCGAACAGUUGGACGCCGGUGCAGUUGGAGAUCACGCGCAAGUUGGUCUUGUGGCGAAGGCGCUUCGUCACAACGGGGCGAAAGGUGGACACGAACAGCGAGAAGGGCUACAUGGUUGUGACGAGCUAUCUCCAGUGUUUGGACGCCGCCUUCCAGGAGUUCGAGGUGAAGCCCGCUUCACGCCACUACCGCCAGUCCUUCGCCCCUAAGUACCAGAAGAUAUGGCAUGGGCAGUCCCGCUUGCUUAGAGUUGAGGUGCUUGAGGCGAGCAACCAGCAGAUGAUCUGGAUGAACGGGCGCUGGUUCGAGCUCAGCCCGACGGCCAUGAUCCUCGCGGGCCACAUGCGCCACGCGUGGGCGGAGCUCGGGCGACUGUUGAAGCGCCUGCACGAGGAGCAGCUCGCCGCACGGCCUUGGGACAUCAGCUUGAACGCGGAGCUGCGGGGCGCCUUGGAGAAACUCGACGCUGCCUGGGCGAAUUUCGAGCACGCGUACGUGAUAGAUUCCAUGGCCAUCGAGGAGCAGGCGCUAGAGCUGCUGGCGGUGGCAUGCGUCUGCGAGCGGGACCUGUCCGAUGUGUGCUAUUGCAGCGACGGCGACGACCCGCAGGGGGGCGGCGCGUAUUGUCAGGAGCAACUCGGCGAGCUCGUGAGGGUGCUCAUCUUGCUCAGCAACGCGGCCGGCGUUGAGAACGGGACGCGCGCUGCUGACUGGCGACUCGUCACGCGAGGCCUCCUGGAGGCCAGGUCCAUCCUGGAGUCCACCAGCCUGCAGAAUCAUCACCAGAGACUUGGCCCUGCUCACGCCCUCGCCACUCGGGCCAUCGACGCGUUCGAGGCCGUCCGGGAUCACCUGAGCAACCUCUGGCACUGCUGGGAGUUCGUGGACGGCCAGCUCGCGAACAACCCCGGCCUCGUCGACCGACUUGCCUACUUUGUGGAGAGUCUGACUGCCACGGCGCGGUACCUUGCCGACCCACGGCUCUUGUGCGCGCUAAAUGGCGCCGUCGCUUUCGUCCGCGCGGCGUGCGCCGCGGCGCCCGAGCUGGCGGUCAUGGGCGCAGAGCGCGACGCGGACGUCUUCCUGGUCCUGCCGAGGCUCGUGUGGCUCAGCUUCCUCUCGGCGCCAGACCUGAACGGCCCCCUGAUCGAGCAUGCGCUGCCCGAGCUCUCCUCCGAGCUCCGGGGCAGCGACCCCGACCUGCAGGCGCUCGUCGAGGCCCACGGGCAGACGGUCGGGGAGCUCGCCGCCGCCACCGGCGACGGGCACCCGGCGCCGAAGGGGGGCGGUCCAGAGGGCCACAGGCGUGCCAUCGACGCGCUGGUGCGGCGCGCAGUGGUCGGCAUCUGCCGAGAGCCCUCCGGCAGCGCACCGCUGGGCUGCGCGGCCAGCGCCGCGGCGGAGGCCUUCCAGCUCCGCCUCGAGGGGUGGAGCAUGCGCCUGCAGCGUCGGCAGCCAGAGGUCUGGAACGAGCUCGCCGCCGUUCUCAUCGACCACGUUGCUCGUGAGGUCGCUGGUGAGGAGCGUGGCAUCUCUGGCUGCGAGGAGCCGCGUGGCCUCGCAGCGGGAGCAUCCCAGACCGUUUGA